UUUUAACUUUCCCUCCAAACGCAACACCUAAUAACAGCCACCGUUCUCUCUCUCAGUCUCUCUCCCCUCCCCAACUGGAUAUAUAUUUUCCCUCGAAGCCAAACCUCUGUUGUAGUCUCCCCUGUCUAUUUAGUGUUUCCCAACCCUUUUGAACAGAAACCAAAAAUCCUGCAGAAAUACAUGUUAAUUAUAUCAAGAAUGAAGUCUCUCACAAACCCAACUCUCUCAACCUUUGCUCCAAAUUUUUCCACAUCCACCACUCCUUUCUCGCUAUAUUUUCUAUCCGUGUCUCAAUCCACCAUCUGCAACUUCCAUUUCAAUACUUUCCAAAACCCUAAAAUUUUCCAUAUAGUAAAACCCAUUGUGUCUUCUUUCAAUUCCUCAAUACCUUCAAGCCCCAACAAAGCAGCUCGUAACUUGGGAACAGAGGCAUCUCAGCCGGCUUCCGGUGAGAUUCACGUGAUCGUGGGACCCAUGUUUGCCGGCAAAACUACCACUUUAUUACGAAGAAUCAAGUCUGAAAGCAGUAAUGGCAGAUUUCAGGCCAAGGACGUCCUCUAUUUGGAUGGAACAUUGAAGGGUCUCUGUUGCUCGGGAAGACUAGCAGAAGCGGUUGGGAUAUUGUGCCGCACAGGACUGCAAGUGGGCUCACAAACCUAUUCUCUUCUUUUGCAAGAAUGUAUUUCCAGGAAAGAGUACAAGAAUGGGAGAAGAAUCCAUUCACAAAUGGUUAUGGUUAGAUUCGUUCCCAAUGAAUAUCUGAAGAUCAAGUUGUUGAUUUUGUAUGCAAAAGCAGGGGAUCUUGUCACUGCCCAUGUUAUUUUUGAUAAACUGCUUGUAAAAAGCUUGGUUUCAUGGAAUGCAAUGAUUGCAGGUUAUGUGCAGAAGGGUCUUCAAGAAGUGGGCUUCAAUCUUUACCACAAGAUGAGACAGUGUGGGCUGAUACCAGAUCAAUACACCUUUGCAUCAGUCUUUAGGGCCUUUGCCACUUUAGCAAUACUGGAACAGGGCAAGCGAGCCCAUGGUAUUUUGAUUAAGAGCCAAAUAGGUAAUAAUGUUGUAGUUAAUAGUGCCCUUAUGGAUAUGUAUUUCAAAUGUAGCAGUCCUUGUGAUGGGCAUUUAGUAUUUGAUAAGUGUUUGGAUAGGAAUGUUAUAACAUGGACUGCAUUGAUUUCUGGAUAUGGCCAGCAUGGAAGAGUAGUUGAGGUUUUGGAAUCUUUUCAUAGGAUGGUAAAUGAAGGUUUUAGACCAAAUUUUGUUACUUUUCUUGCUGUUCUUUCUGCAUGUAGCCAUGGAGGUUUGGUGAACAAGGGUUGGGAAUAUUUCUCAUCUAUGACGAGAGAUUAUAGUAUUCAGCCAAGAUGCCAACAUUAUGCAGCAAUGGUUGAUCUUUUAGGUCGCGCUGGAAGAUUAGAAGAAGCUUAUGAGUUUGUCAGAAACUCACCUUUUAAGGAACACCCAGUAAUAUGGGGUGCUCUACUUGGGGCUUGUAGGAUUCAUGGGGACAUGGACAUGUUGAAGGUUUCUGCUAAAACCUUUUUUGAGUUGGAGCCAGAGAAUUCAGGGAAGUAUGUGGUUUUAUCCAAUGCUUAUGCCACUUUUGGUUUAUGGGACAAUGUUGCAGAGAUUAGGAUUGCGAUGAAAGAUAUGGGGAUGAAAAAGGAGCCUGGUUAUAGUAUGAUUGAGGUCCAAAGGGAAGUCCACUUCUUUUUUAUGGAACAUAAUGCUCACAAACAAACUAAGCAGAUAUUUGAGUUGAUUAAAGAUAUGACUUGCAUUCUAAAGGAUGCUGGCUAUGUUCCUAAUUUAAGCAUUUAGUUGUGAGAAAAUGGCAAUCACUGCAUGGUGACUAAUGCGUGCAUGUUUCUUUCCAAUUCUUAUGAGGAAGGAUGCUACCUAGAAUUUUUUCUUGAGAAUAUGGAUGGUUUUGCGCUCAAAAUAACUUUUGAUUAGGAGAUCAUCCUGAGAGAAAAAAG
Ilex paraguariensis (yerba mate) is the source of this 1976-nucleotide messenger RNA. NCBI's taxonomy places the organism in Eukaryota, Viridiplantae, Streptophyta, Magnoliopsida, Aquifoliales, Aquifoliaceae. The record is from the annotation of a GenBank genome assembly.